Molecule: messenger RNA, 5226 nt
Organism: Bemisia tabaci
Lineage: Eukaryota; Metazoa; Arthropoda; Insecta; Hemiptera; Aleyrodidae
Source: RefSeq, a predicted model, not a curated record
GUUUUUUGGUUAGGGGUCCAUUCAAUUCCAAAAUUACCAUUAGAGCGCAAUAAAUUCUAAAAUAAGUGAUAUUAAUUAUCCUUUCUUCCGUUGUUUGAUAAAGUGAUUUCCAGGCCAUUUUUUUAUGCAGCGAUAAUCCGUUUCUAUCACGAAGAGUGAAAGUUAUAUUCAUAAAUAUUUUACAAAGUAUGUUUGUGCAGUAAAGAAGAAAGUAAACAAUGCUCUGCUUGACUUUAAAAUUCAUCCUAUCAGUUUGUGACGUUAUAUUUCGACAAGUUUUUUUGAGCUCCACGUUAUUAGUUUUUUAAAUCCGUAAUGUAUACCCAUUUCAAGAGAAUAUAAAGAAAUUCUACGUUGGUGAAACGAAUUGAUUCAGCAUGACCAGCGACUAUGGUUGUCGUUUCUCACCACCAAACUGAAAAAAUCGUCCUGAAGUUGCUCCUGAAGUACUAUCAUCCGCUUCAAAAUGGGUUGGUUCCGAAAUCUCAUGUUCAAGAUACCUGGCUGGUACGGGGUGUUCGGCAAUUGGGUGCCGACGGCCGCCUUGGUAUGCGGUGGAAUAGUUUGCCUAGUCCAAUUCUACUACAUGUUUUGGAUAGACAGACCAUUGUAUGAAGAUUUUGCCGAUUUCGAAUUGCUUUACGGAAGAUACAUCUUCCCGUCCUGGGUGUGGCUUGUCUCUCUUGCUCUGGACACUGUACUCGGCGUUAAAGCAAUUUGGCUCAUUAUAUCUAUGUGGAGGUGUUCGGAGAAGGGGGUACGGAACUUUGUUCUCGUAUAUCUAAGUGUCUACUUGUACCACCUCAGCCACUGGGUCUGGUUUGUCAUCGGAUGGGCCACGAAAGGAAAACAAAACUCUCGAUGGAACCAAAGCAAGUUCGGAAGACCGUCGCUCGAUCGCGUUAACAUCAUGCUCCUUGUAUGGUUAGUGCUCCACGCUAUCUUCUUCACGAUAAUCAACACUUUUUACGCCCUCAUGGCCGGACCCGCCGACUCACCAGUGCGCUCGGAUAUUUGUUCGGAUGAAGUAAUAAACGAACAGAACAGAGCCAACAGCAUCAUCGACAAGCUCAUGAUGCGAAGCGAGUCCAAGGAAAGAAAGUCAGGUCGUAGGUCGAAGUGCACGACGAGGUAUAAGAGCGAACACGGAUUCCGUGACUCAUCGGAAGCUUCGACGAUCGGCGAGUCGAGGAGGAGAAGGUCACGAUCCCUCAGUGAGGUCACCGUCGAACCGGUUCACGGAAAGUCUCGAGGGAGCAAGUCGAGAACCAGGAGGGAGGAAUCUCCAACGGAACGGAGGAUGGUCGAAGUGUCGAAGGAGUUGGAGGAAGAAGCGCAGAAAAGGUCAAGGUCAACGACGGCUAAGUCUCUGGCACCUGGUGAGACGCGGGACAUUUCCCAGGAUCGUAACAGAGGUCGCAAGACGGAGAGUAAAAUACACGGGGCCUCGGUUUCGUUUGAAAACACGCCUAGGAUGAGGUCACCUGACAGGGAGGAAGGACGAUCGAGGAGAAGUGUCACAGUCGCACUGGUCAACGAAGCAACGUGUAAGUCCGUCAGCCAAGGCAGGGACCCGAGAAAGAAAGGAGGCAGGUCAACCAGGCAGUCAGCGAACAAGGAUGCAAGGAAAUCCAGUCAAAGAGGCGAGACACAAAGUCAAGUCAAUAAUGAAGAGACGGGGGUGAUAGUAUGUAAGGAUGGAGUCACGUCCAGUCAAAGAAACAGGUCAAGGAGUCGAGUUGGUAAGAAAGAGACUAGGUUGACCAUCGGAGGAGGCAAGGAGGAAGGAAUAGGAAAGUUUGAUCCGGGACGAGAGCCUGGGAAAGCAACUCUAGCAUCGGAGAUAAUCAGGACUUAUUCACAAGGCUCGGUGGGGCGUUUGGACGCCACCGCGCCUAAAGAAAAGAGUGGCUCGACAGAAAUGCUCAAACGGAGACUCAAAGAUAUGGACCGGCAUUUGAACCUCGUGCCCGUCAAAUUGCAGAAUAAAACCAGCGAGAGAACGAUUGCCGGUGCGUUGCUCAAAGCGAAGAGGGCAGCUUUGCGGAAACCUUGGCAGCCUGACUUAUCAAGCAGAAUGGAUGUAGGAGGCGCGAAUAAAUCAACAGCUGUGGAGUCUUUUAAAAUGAAGCUGCAGGCAGCGUUAAGAGACUCGGUUGAUAGUAUACAGCGAUUAGGAAAUAGAGACAUGCAAUGUCGAGAGGCGCCGAAGAACAGAGGAACAUGUAUGCAGAAUCAGAUGGCUCCAGAGGGUGGAGGAUCAUCGAUGCAGGAUCUGGGGAUUUUAGAAAGUACAGGAGCUUGCGCACAGAAUCGUGAAGCUGGAGGAACGUCUGCAAGGAAUCAGGAAGCUUCAGAGAGACAGAAUCGGGAAGCUCUGAAGAGUUUCGUAACAUCGAUGCAGAACCGGGUUGCGGCCGGCAAAUCAAGAAGAUCGACAAUAGAGCCCCGUAAUUUCCCAAUCAUGCCCGACGUAGAUGAUAUGGAUCCAAUCACAUCAGAGAUUGAAGCCCUCAAGUCGAAACUGAAAUUAACAAUCCAGAGCUCUGAGGAUGCCAUCACCCGAUUAGUAAUCGAUAGGGCUGCACUGCUGACAGACAAGAACAGAUCGCGAUGUAGAACUGCGCAACCAGCAAAAUCAACAGAACAACCAUCGAUUUUGAGCACAAAACGCUCUUCAUCAGACCCCUCUAUGUUAAAGAGCAAUUCCAAAAGUAAUGGAAGCAAUAAUGCAACUCGUGACAAUCAAAUGUUGGAUACUGUGCCGAAGACACCGCUAAAUAACGCUGAAUCGAGUCAAAUCUUAACACAAAUUUCCAACGCUACACCAUCUGCCGACGCUUUAUCGAAUGGACAAACAUCCGAUUCUGCUUUGGGUCCGUUGAGGAGUAGAACCGCCGCAGGUAGAUCCAGGAGCAAAUCGAUGAAUCCAGAUCCAUCAAUUUUUAGAAUAUACUCGUUAGUAGAUGCAGUGCUAAGUAAACCGAAGCCGGAAUUAGAUUGCAUAUUCGACUACAGCCGAAAAAAUAGCCGCGGACGUGACAACAAACCAAAUGGGAAAGCAUCAAAGGAAGCGGAAGAAAUUGCGCCCGAUAAAGGAGACAAAACUACGACCAGAACAAUUUCAACGAAACCAUCAUCAUCGGAUACUGAGCCGCGUCUAAAUCUAUCUAACGCUGAGCCGGGUGCAAGUCGACCGCAUGCUAUGCCUCGUCGAAGUCGAUCUGAUGAUAAAUUACACCCAUGUCGGUCUGCCUCAUCCAAUCCUCCGGAAGGUCCAGCUAUUGAAGUUACAGAUACAGACGAGGAUAGGGAGAAACAGAGGAUGAACAAAGCUAAGCGUUGCGCCUCCGUCGCACGAGAAAAGGGAGGAGCUUCCUCGCCCAAGAGGAAAAGAACCUCGUCCGAUUCUUCAUCACGUCAACCUCGAUCAAAGACGAAAACGAAUGCGAAAACGUCUACAGAUGAAGAAACGAAGAUUCGCCGGGACAAACCAAAAGGUAGAGUCUUCAGUUCAGCGGUGAAGAAGAACAAGCCAGUCGCGCGCACCAAAGCAGUGCCAACCACAGCAAGGACCACGAAACCAUCGGGCAGAAAUUUUCUAGGGAUGAAAUCGAAAAAAACAAAAGAUGCAUCUACAGAUUCAUCGGUUGAUAGCAUAUGGGAUUUCACACCCAAAAGGAGCGUAGCCAACAUGUCCGGUGGGAGAAGAUCAAAUGCCCAAUUAAAACUUGAUUCGUCCAGAGCAUCGAUGCGUAGAGAAGCAAAAACAGUGGCUCAUACUUCGGACAGCGAUACAAGUGAUGAAAAGUAUAGAGUGGCGGCAGGGAGAUCUAAAAGCAGAGCCACGAUAUCAACGGUAUCAUCGAAGAGUGAUUCGGGGACAUCAGCAAGUUUGAGGUCAACUUCAGUGAAGUCAGGAGAUUCAUUCAAAUCCACACCAUCGGACGAUAGUACCCGUAGAACUAAUUCCAAGUCCUCAGUAAGACAACGCUCGACGUCAUCAAGAGAAACCAUAACAGAGACCUCAGACGCAUCAUACGAAAGGGGGGCGGAUUCAACCUCAGCUUUAUCAGAAGAUUCGUCGAUGAAAGGAGGAAACUUUUUCUCGGAUGAUCAAAUGAUCGAGUCUCAAACAUGCGUGUGCUCAAAACCCUUUACUGUAGAAAAGUGUUCGCAGACAGAGUUGACGGGUUCGCAAAUGGAAGUUAAAAAGCCAUUCUCGACUUGCAGAUCAAGGGAUGCUCUGAUGGCCUCGACGGAUAGAAAGCUCACGCCAAGCAGAUCAUCGUGUUUGGCUGUAGAUAACGUUGUUUCGGAGACAUCCAAUAAGUUGCUAGACUCAGCUAUAUGCUUAGCAACACUCAUAUCGCAGAUGAAGCGAAUGAAUAGGUGUGAAAAAGCUUGUUGCAUGCCGUCCAAGUGUAAACCUUCAAGUUCGUCUAGAUGCAAGGCCAGGUACCCGCGUAAGUGUUCGCUUAAGUGUCCGUCUAAGAAUUCGUCCAAGUGUUCUCGUGACAGUUCGUCAAAAUGCCCACCUACGUGUUUGUCUAAGUGCGCAACACGGAAGAAAUGUGCGACUGCGCCAGUCAGAGAAUCGAAAUUGCAAGCGCAAUGCAGAAAGGCGAGCGCCUUGAGGUAUGAACCUAAUCACCAAUCAGCGUUCAGUAUGAUGGAUGAAGCAGACUGUGGAACUGCAAAAGCACCGAUGGCGUGUCCCGUGAAUGUACAGCCACGUAGAACAACAAGUCUGUUCAUGCGAGACCCAGCAUGUGCUCCCCACGAAUGCAUUCCCAUAUCAGAGUAUCAACUUCCUCCGUGUCAACUCCCUCCGCGUCAAUUCCCGCCGUGUCAACUCCCUCCGCGUCAACUCCAGCCGUGUCAAAUCCCACCGUGUCAUCCUCCGCCGGGCCAGAGGACGUGGCUACCGCCGAAUCAAGUAACUUUCGAACAACAACACGGAACCUUCACCUCUCAGGAGGAUAGUUUUCCACUUGAUGAAACCAGUUCUUCUGGAAGCUAGCUUGCUCGCAGCACCAUGAAAAGCAGUACAGUCAAUACGGGGAAACGAAACCCUUUUCAUCUGGAUGAUACGCCAGCACACAAUAUACGCCCAGCUGAGAUUAUCUGGAAGGUAAAAUUGGUUGGGUUGCGUUUCAUACAUCUCCUGUAAUAUUUUUUUUUUUUUAAAAUCGAUGUUCUGGUGAUUUGAAGAAAACAUGUACA